Helianthus annuus (common sunflower) is the source of this 969-nucleotide messenger RNA. RefSeq lists its product as uncharacterized. Gene Ontology annotation, molecular function: zinc ion binding; nucleic acid binding. The record is from RefSeq and is a predicted model, not a curated record. The transcript has 2 exons. The coding region runs from base 1 to 969 and encodes 322 amino acids. Lineage: Eukaryota; Viridiplantae; Streptophyta; Magnoliopsida; Asterales; Asteraceae.
AUGGAUAAGAUGAAGUUUUGCAAUGAAUUGGUGACGAACGAAGAACAGAAGAUAUACUACUACUAUAACAUGUUGAGCGCCGAGUAUAGGGAGUUUAUGACUCCUUCAAAAUACGAGACCGUUACCGAGAUCAUAAACGUUGCUCGGGAACGGGAAAUUGAAUUGAAAAAGCAAUUGGAGCGGGGUGAAAGAAGGGCAUAUGUUGUUAAUCCAAGCCCUACCAAGAAGACACGAACGAAUGAAACUGGGAAGAAAUCUAAUGUAAAAGGCGGGUCACCUAGUUGCAAGAUUUGUGGAAAAGGUCAUAAGGGCGAAUGUCGCUUCAAGGAUAAACCUUGUCCCAUAUGUCGGAAGACGGGACAUAUGGCUACAUCAUGCCUGGAAAAAGUGACGGUCUGCUACAAUUGUUAUCGACCGGGUCACAAGAAGUCGGAAUGCCCGGAGCUAAUUGGAAAGAAAGACGGGCAAGACACGAAAGGCGAAGCCCCAAAAGCAAAGGCAAGAUCUUUCCACUUGACUGCCGCAAAAGCAAAGGUUGAACCCGAAGUGGUUUCAGAAGUAGAGAUAGGUAAUAACAAGAGUUUUAUCGUUUGUGAUGUAUGUGAAAACUGUAAAUUGAGCAUUGAUGACGAAGAAUACACAAUAGACUUGAUCACGAUGUCGAUGGGAGAAUUCCAAGUGUUCGUGGGUAUGGAUUGGCUGUCCCGAUACCACGCAAAAGUGGCAUGUUUCCGAAAGGAAAUAAAACUGACGUCUCCUAGCGGGAAGCACGUUACAAUAUACGGUGAAAAAGUCGGUAACCCGGUGGUAUGCACAAUGUUAGAAGCUCACCGACUUAUGAAACAUGGAUGCAAGGCCUAUAUGGUGUACGCAAGUGAGUCGGAAAAUAAAUCCCAAAAAAUCGGAGAUGUGCCCGUGGUACGUGAUUAUGGGGAUGUGUUCCCUGAAGAUUUUUCGGGAAUACCAUAA